Molecule: messenger RNA, 4108 nt
Organism: Oppia nitens
Lineage: Eukaryota; Metazoa; Arthropoda; Arachnida; Sarcoptiformes; Oppiidae
Gene: SCAP
Product: sterol regulatory element-binding protein cleavage-activating protein-like
Exons: 12
Coding region: 148-4038 (1296 amino acids)
Biological process (GO): SREBP signaling pathway
Cellular component (GO): endoplasmic reticulum membrane; Golgi membrane
Molecular function (GO): sterol binding; protein binding
Source: RefSeq, a predicted model, not a curated record
GGGGGAGGGGAUAUUAAUAUCUAGUUUUUGUUGACACAAGUGAUGUCACUAUUAAUUAAGUUUUUCGUCGUAAAUAUUAAUUAAUUUGUGACCAAAUGAGUGACAAACACAAGACAUGAGAUAUCAAUUGUUUCGGUCGUUAAUGAAAUGAAUAUACGACGGACUUCCUCGUCAUCGGCAUUGUUGUCGACGACGACCACCGAUACGACCAGAUGGACAAACAGUUCGUCACAAUUGCUUCAGACCAUCGAAGACAGCAUUUCUAAUGUGUACUACAAGUAUGGCCUCAUCUGUUCCCGACAUCCCGUUAUAGUGAUUGUGACGACACUAUUGAUAGUCGGCAUCUGUUGCUAUCCACUGACGGGAAUCCGUUAUCUUUUGGGUAAUUCAUCGCAAAAGUUUAUGACCACCACUGACCACGCAUAUGACUCGCCGCCGAAUAUUAACAAUAAGGAUAGAUCUGCUGACCACCCGAUCCCAGAUUGGUAUGAAAGCAAUCAAUCGCUGGCAUUCAUACAGCAAAUAGUGGUGAAGUCAGCAGUGAUCCCAUGGAAAGACAAUCUGAUUCUUAUGGAUGCCAUUCGGGCACCACUUUUGCAGUCAUUUAAACUCAUUGAAUCCAUUUCUAACUACCAGUCCGUUAAUGGAGAAUCGGCUCAAAGUUUGGACAACUACUGCUUUCAAAUAUCUGAACCAAUUGCUAAAAUGGUUGACAAACAGUCGGCUACUUUUUUGCCAACCUUUUCCUGUCUAGUUUUAAGUCCGUCUAACAUAUGGCAGAACGAUAUCAAUAAGUUUUUAAUGGAUCCAACAAUCAUAAAGACAAUGUACUCAGUUAAAGAUCUCACAUCUCAUUCCUCUGGUUCGGGAAGUCUACGUGAUAUUCUGUUYGGCAUUCCGUGGAUGGAGACCGGAAUCAAACGACUAUAUGUGCGAACCCGACAGAGAACCAUCACAUAUGCCAUAACAUUAGUUUUAUCGAAACACAGCCAACAAUACAUCGAUGGUUUGACCAAUUUUUUGAAAGACAAAUAUUCAUUUAAUCCAUUGCUUAAUAACGACACAAAUGAGCAAAAUUUGCCGACACAGACAUUAACUCAUAUUUAUUUUCAAAACAAGUUUACAUUUUAUGAUUUUAUGCCACUUCUGGCAACUUAUGUGAUGCUAUUUCUCUACAUGUAUUUCUCAGUUCGAAAAAUUGAUAUAAUAAAAAACAAGUGGGCUCUGGCCUUGUGUUCACUUCUCACUGUUAUUAUGUCAUUAAUGAUGUCUUUGGGUAUUUGUCUGAGACUUGGAUUCAAUCCGACACUAAAUGGCACUCAUAUACUGCCAUAUGUUGUCAUUAUAAUUGGUCUUGAAAAUAUGUUGGUAUUGACAAAAUCUGUAGUGUCAGCGCCAGCACACCUGGACAUCAAAGUGCGAAUGGCUCAGGGAUUGAGUCGCGAGGGCUGGUCUAUCACUAAAAAUCUUAUGACUGAAAUUACACUCUUGACAUUUGGAUUUUUUACAUUUGUUCCUAUAAUUCAGAAAUUAUGUUUGUUUGCAACGGUUGGUCUGCUCACAGACUUCUUCAUUCAGAUAACAUUUUUUGCGACCGUUUUAUCAAUUGAUAUUCAAAGGCUUGAGCUCAAUAAUAAAGGCCAUAGCAAUGGACAUAUUAGUUCACAAAGCCAUAGGACUCAUAGCAGGCAUAACUCUGCUGCAGACAUGAAUGGCGUAAUGUAUGGCAAUCGGACUUAUGGCCAGAAUGUGUUUGCCCGACCAUCAAAGCCGAAUCAAUUUAAAAUGCCUAAACGUUUGCGAGUCGUCUAUUUUGUUGCCCGAACCAGAUUAGUACAGAGAGCUCUUAUGGUUGUUCUCAUUGGUUGGAUCUCAUUCUUGGUCUAUAAUUUCGGAAUUCUUGACCAUUUGGGUAAUGAAUUGCAAAACGCGAAUCGCAAUUCAUUAUUUCGAUCAUUUGUUUCCGAAAACAACAAAGUGUUCAUAAAAAACAAACAAAAUAGUGAAAAAAGUGCCAAAAGUGAUGAUGAAAACGAUAAAGUGAUGCUAAACAAGAAUAAUUCGUUUGAAAAUAUUCUUGAAAUGAAUCGAUUGGUUCAUCACAAUCCUGACUUUGGUGCCGAACGGUUAUCAUCUCAACACUGGUCGGCAUUAUUUAACUACUAUAACCUUUCAGUUUCCGGAAAUUAUAUAACAAUUUUGCCGCCAAUAUUACUUUCCGUACCGACACCACCGGAGUCAGCUAUUCAGAUGCGUCAUCCCGCUGAAAGUGAUCCACAAAUAUUCAGACAAUUUUUGUCACCUUCUGGACUACAUUUACCUGAUCCGGAUGACAAUUUUAGCGGAUUAAAUUCAGACACAAUUCCACAUAUUCCGAUGCAGUGGUCAAAAAUGGAAAUAAUGAUAACAUUGGGUUUAUCAAUACCGAGUAUUAUAUUUAUUAUAUAUGUUUUUGUUUUGAUGUACCGAUGUAUGUGUUCCCGAAAUUACGCCGAAUGGCGAGAUUCGUGGUCACAGACACUGCGGUUCAGUAAAAAUAACAACAAUAAGAAGCGUAACUUUGGUUACGAUAUAAUUGAUUUUGAAACAAAUCCAAUAAAACUUCAGGAUCACGAUCAAGAACUUAAUCUUUUGGCAUCUAAUAGUGAUACACCUUUUGUUAUGUCGAUUUGUAUAAGCGGUGACAUUAAGGUUUGGGACGUCCUUUCAGGAGAAUGUCACACUUAUAUUAAGAGAUUCACUGCUGACCUCAAUGAUCACAAUCAAGUUGUUCGCAAGCGAUUUAAACCGACUCAUAAACCAAGUGGUAGUUUCUCAUCGGAUUCAACUUAUGGAUCCUCUCCGGGAAAUUCUAAUGAUUUUUUGAAUGAAAUCCCAAAUAAUAGUCUGAAUCAGAUAUGCGAGACGCCAUCACCUGUUAGGAAUCGUUCGGCCAAUUUUGAUGGCUAUAAUUUUUCUUCAUUUGUUUCUCAACAGACGAAUUAUUCUUCUCAAAGUUUAUUAACUGAACUAAUACUUAACGCUGCCGUCAAUUCAGAAGAGAUUUCAUCUAAUGAAUCGACGGUUAAUCUCGGAGUUGAAUCAAGUCUUCCAUAUGAACCCAUUUGGUGUUCAGAAAUAUUUGGUAAAUUAAUUAUAAUYGGAUGUUCUAACGGUCGCAUUGAAGUAUGGGAUGCACUCAAUGGUAAUCUUUGUUUUUGUUACGAGGAAAACAAGAGUGGAGUUACGGCACUAAAGGCCACAAACACUAAACUAGUUGUGGCCCGACUUAAUGGGACACUCGAUAUCUUUAAUGUCGAUACAAUCAAUGGAUUUAGUGUAAACAUAACCUCGGAUUCAAACACUAGUCCAUCACCGCAUUCGGCUAAAGGCCAAGUGGUUCGCUAUAAUUUGUUGCAUUCAUUCAGAGCUCACUUACAACCCAUCACUUGUCUUCAAAUUCUUGACUCGUCUACUAUUAUAACGGGUGGUUUGGAUCAUCAAUUAAAAGUUUAUCGUUUAGAAAAUGCCAAUUGUUUAUUCACACUUCAUGGCCAUUGUGGUGGUAUCACAACGAUUCAUAUCGACCGAUAUUGUCCAUUCUCAGCAAUAAGCGGAUGCCAAGUGGGACAGUUAUGUGUAUGGGAUGUCCAGACUCGCACCUGUGUGUUUAGUUUAGAAGCUCAUAUGGAGGCCUCGGUGACGGCAGCUUUGGCGACUCCACUGUAUUUUAUUAGUUCGGGAACAGAUAACAACAUUUGCAUUUGGGAUAAAUAUUCUGGUCAUUUGGUUCACACAAUACAAAAUCAUCAUAGUUUUUGCCGGGAAAUGUUAUUACUGACCCCAAACAUAUUGGUGACCGCACGGGAUGACCAUCUUGUUCUCUACGAUGUAUCAGAAGCAGUAGCCAUUCGGAUGAUAGAAUUGGACGCCAAUUGUGAUAAACAAAGUUAUAUUAAAAAUCUGAAAAUGUCAUCACAGAGUCGGGCCGUUGUCUGUGAUUAUGGCAAACAAUUGUGUGUCAUUCACUUUCCCAGUGCUACUGAAAAAAGUGAUUAAGUUUAACAACAAUAUUAUAAUAAUAUUUAUUUUUGCUAAUUAUAGACUAAACUAUAUUUUUAAUGAAAUA